Lodderomyces parapsilosis is the source of this 1254-nucleotide messenger RNA. It is a transcript of the gene AAT21, whose product is annotated as aspartate transaminase. The transcript has a single exon. Gene Ontology annotation, cellular component: cytosol. Gene Ontology annotation, biological process: L-aspartate biosynthetic process. Gene Ontology annotation, molecular function: pyridoxal phosphate binding; L-aspartate:2-oxoglutarate transaminase activity. Bases 1 to 1254 code for a protein of 417 amino acids. The record is from RefSeq and is a predicted model, not a curated record. NCBI's taxonomy places the organism in Eukaryota, Fungi, Ascomycota, Pichiomycetes, Serinales, Debaryomycetaceae.
AUGUCUAAAUUAUUCACCAACGUUAAGGAAUUACCACCAGAUCCAUUAUUUGGAUUAAAAGCAAGAUACAAUAAGGAUUCACGUUCUGAUAAAGUUGAUUUAGGUAUUGGUGCUUAUCGUGACAACAAUGGUAAACCAUGGAUCUUGCCCGCUGUCCGUCAAGCUGAACAAAAAUUGAUCAAUUCACCCGAGUACAAUCAUGAAUAUUUAUCGAUUUCUGGGUUUGAGCCAUUUUACACUGGUGCUGCUAAAGUAUUAUUGGGAGACAAAUCCCCCGCUAUUGAAGAAGGUAGAGUUGUUUCACAACAGAGUUUAUCGGGAACUGGCGCUUUGCAUUUAGCUGGGUUGUUUUUGAAGAAGUUUUAUUCUGCAGGUCCCCAUACGAUUUACUUGUCACAACCAACUUGGGCUAAUCAUAAACAAGUGUUUGAGACAUUGGGUUUAACGGUAAAGACGUAUCCAUAUUGGGAUAAUGCCACCAAGUCAUUGGAUUUGAAGGGGUUUUUAAAUACUAUUAACCAAGCUGAACUGGGUUCAAUUUUCCUUUUGCAUGCAUGUGCUCAUAACCCAACUGGGUUAGACCCCAAUUAUGAACAAUGGAAUCAAAUUUUAGCGGCAUUGGAAGCCAAAAAACAUUUGAUUAUUUUUGAUUCAGCUUAUCAAGGCUUUGCUUCUGGUGAUUUGGAAAAAGAUGCUUAUCCAAUUCGUAAAGCCAUUAAUGAUUCAGUUGUUAAAUCUACUCCCAUCAUCAUUUGUCAAUCAUUUGCUAAAAAUGUCGGUAUGUAUGGUGAAAGAGUUGGUGCUAUUCACGUGGUAUUACCCACUAAAGAUGAUGCUUUUGGCAGAGCCAUUAAAUCACAAUUGAAUUUAAUUAUCCGUUGUGAGAUUUCCAAUCCACCUGCUUAUGGAUCCAAGAUUGUUUCCACUAUACUUAAUGACAAGGAAUUGUAUUCACAAUGGAGAAAAGAUUUGGUGACAAUGUCAUCAAGAAUCAUCAAGAUGAGAAAUGCCUUGCGGGCAAAAUUGGAAAAAUUGGGUACUCCAGGAACAUGGAAUCAUAUAACUGAUCAAACUGGUAUGUUUUCAUUUACCGGAUUAACUCCUGAACAAGUUGAACGGUUGGAAAAGAAGCAUGGUGUGUAUUUGGUUUCUAGUGGAAGAGCAUCAGUUGCUGGUUUGAAUGAUGGAAAUGUUGAUAAAGUAGCCAAUGCAAUUGAUGAAGUUGUGAGAAACUCCAAAAGUUCAAAGCUUUAG